CUCUCACUCACUGCUUCCCCUCUGCUUCUUCUUCUCCGCCUUUCUUCUGCUUCCAUCUCCCGUUUCCUCAUUCGCGCUCUCUCGCUACCGUCUCCUUCUUUCUCCUUCCUUCGUAAGUCCGUAGAAGAUGGCAGAUUCCGAGGAUAUCCAGCCCCUCGUCUGCGAUAAUGGAACCGGAAUGGUUAAGGCUGGAUUCGCUGGAGAUGAUGCCCCACGUGCAGUGUUCCCCAGUAUUGUUGGUCGUCCACGCCACACUGGUGUGAUGGUUGGCAUGGGUCAGAAGGAUGCUUACGUGGGUGAUGAAGCCCAGUCAAAGAGAGGUAUUUUGACUUUGAAAUACCCAAUUGAGCACGGUAUUGUGAGCAAUUGGGAUGACAUGGAAAAGAUUUGGCAUCACACCUUCUACAACGAGCUCCGUGUUGCCCCUGAAGAGCACCCAGUUCUUCUCACCGAGGCUCCCCUGAAUCCCAAGGCCAAUCGUGAGAAGAUGACCCAGAUCAUGUUUGAGACCUUCAACACCCCUGCCAUGUAUGUCGCCAUUCAGGCCGUGCUUUCCCUAUAUGCCAGUGGCCGUACAACUGGUAAGAAGUGUGUUUGUCUGUGGUUCUAUGUAGGUAUUGUGCUAGAUUCUGGUGAUGGUGUCAGCCACACAGUCCCAAUCUACGAGGGUUAUGCCCUUCCCCACGCCAUCCUUCGUCUCGACCUUGCUGGCCGUGAUCUCACUGAUGCCCUGAUGAAGAUCCUAACCGAGCGUGGCUAUUCCUUCACCACUACAGCAGAACGGGAAAUAGUAAGGGACAUGAAGGAGAAAUUAGCAUACAUAGCUCUUGACUAUGAGCAGGAAAUGGAGACCUCCAAAACCAGCUCAUCUGUUGAGAAGAGCUAUGAGUUGCCAGAUGGACAGGUUAUCACCAUCGGUGCUGAGCGCUUCAGGUGCCCUGAAGUCCUCUUCCAACCAUCCAUGAUAGGAAUGGAAGCUGCAGGGAUCCAUGAGACCACCUACAACUCCAUCAUGAAGUGCGAUGUGGACAUUAGGAAGGACUUGUAUGGAAACAUUGUGCUCAGUGGUGGGUCCACUAUGUUCCCUGGUAUUGCUGACAGAAUGAGCAAGGAAAUCUCUGCACUUGCACCAAGCAGCAUGAAGAUCAAGGUGGUUGCACCGCCGGAAAGGAAGUACAGUGUCUGGAUUGGUGGUUCCAUCUUGGCUUCCCUCAGCACCUUUCAGCAGAUGUGGAUUGCCAAGGCAGAGUACGACGAGUCUGGACCAUCAAUUGUCCACAGGAAGUGCUUCUAAGCCGUCUUCAGUUUCAAAAAGGGGAAAACCAGCCUAUGGAAGAACAAAGGAAGUACACCACCUGUUCUGCAAUAUUUCCAAGAGAGGACGAUAUUGCAACCCUUCCCCUCCUGUUCUUGCUUUGUUAUCCUUCUUCUUCUAUGUUUAUUCUCAGGUGUUUGGAGUGAUGAUUUUGAGAAAGAGGUCACAAGUCGAGAUAGCAACAAAAAAAAAAAAAAGAGGUCCCAAUUGCUUUUUGUUUUACUAUGUUAAGAAGCUUUUUUUCUGACUGUUAGAAUGCAAGUUUCUCCCUUUUUGCGCUUGUAAAACCUAUUCUGUUUAUUCUCUUUUAUCCCCCCACUCGAAGGUCUUCUGAUUAAUUUGUGUUUGCUUUACUUAUUCACAACAUGAAAAGCAUCAAAAUUAAUUAAUGCAUAGGCCUUUACAUACCACACAAAACGGCUUUGUGUCUUUCAUGAUAAAUAUUCAUUAUUUAGAGAGAAGAAACUGAUGCUAUGGCUGGAUGUCACUGUUUACUAGUAAAGGGUGGUCGCCUUCAAUGGUGGGAAAACCCUCGUGUUCUUCAUCUUCAGCUGAUGGUUCAUCCUGCGGAAGUUCGGUAUAGGAAUGGAGCCUUAGUUUGGGAAGAUCGCAGCUUGAAUUCCACCUGGUUAUUGCCUUUAGUAGUAUCCCGGCACCUGUGGAGUCAGGACUCUGGCUCUGGCUGCCAUCAUCCGAAUCUAAAUCGUCUGCAGAAAGUUCUGCAGGAGAAUGUGCUCUUUCUUGGGAUAGAUCGUAGCUGGAAUUCCGCCAGGGUUUCCUGCUCGGGCUGCCAUCCUCUGUAUCAGAUGACGACGACGAUGAUGUUGAAGGGUGUUCAUUGUUGAAUCUUCUUCCGAAUCCUUGAAUCCCUCGCAUUAAUCUUCGUUUUCGUGUUCUUUCUUCCAUGAGAAACUCGCCGUCUUCAAUUAGCUUUAUCACCUUCAAGGACAGGUUUGCCAAGGUCAACCCCCAGUUGAAGCUGCAUGUCACCAGAAAAGAUAGAGGAAUAUGAAUCACGUUCAUCAUAAU
This is a messenger RNA of Linum tenue, 2344 nucleotides long. The record is from the annotation of a GenBank genome assembly. Lineage: Eukaryota; Viridiplantae; Streptophyta; Magnoliopsida; Malpighiales; Linaceae.